Molecule: messenger RNA, 471 nt
Organism: Notodromas monacha
Lineage: Eukaryota; Metazoa; Arthropoda; Ostracoda; Podocopida; Cyprididae
Source: the annotation of a GenBank genome assembly
UUUGGCGUCAUUUCGAAGCUCUGCGAGAAAUGUCUGAUGGAAAUCGGCUACGUAGCACCCGAAGGCAUCGUAGAAUCAGUAUUUAAACGAAUCGUUGAAGAGGACGCGAGAGUGAAUGGCGAAACGAAUCUAGCGGGAAACUCAACGAUGGAAUCGGAUGAGACUGAAAGCUCAGGAGAAAGCAGCAUGGCGAGCACGAUUCCAGCGACGAAUAGCGACUCAAAGCCUGUGUCGGUUACAAUAGAGACUGGUCAUCAUCAUCAUUCUCACGAGGAAGCAACAAUGUCAGCUGCAUUCGUCCGCAUCGCCGGGAUGUUUGAACCGAUGCUCAACGCAUGGCGACGACGUCUUCGCUUCUGGGAGAAAUCUGCUGCAAUUAUCGACUCACCCGAGCACGCAAACAUGAUCGACUCCUUCACAGAAGAUGAGGUAACGUGUCUAUUCUGCAUGGAAUCCUCCAAAAGGCCUUAA